CACAUAUUGGGGACAGUUUCGAGCCUGUUGCUGGGGCAAGUAAACAAUCUCACAGCAUACCGAAGCUCGCUAUUUUCGACUUCCGUGGAUAUGUCGAAAGAGCCUACACCCAUCAACGUUGCCACAAUGGCAAACCGCCGUGCGUACUCAGACGAAGACUCUCAGGAUAGGUACAGCGAUGACUUUGUCAGCGAUGAAGACAGGUACUCACCGACCCCUCCCAAAAGUGCUGGCCACAAACACAGCCCGGGAACCCCUCGGAGGAGCUCUCAUCACAACUAUUAUCAAGACAAAUGUGGAGGAGAUGAAGAUCCGACUGAAGGACCUGGACCAGGAGAAUAGGCUGUACAAGAAGAUGCAGUUCCGACAGGAGAAGGCUCUCAAGACAUUUGAGGAGAAGGAGAACGACCUACCCAGCAUCCUGGACAAGCACAACAACGAAGUCAGAUCUUUGAAAGAACAGAACAGACGGCUUCGGGAGAAGUAUGAGAAAUCAGAUCGCUACCUUCGAGACGCCGAGGAUGAGUUGGAAAAAGUGAAGAAGAGAAUGAAGAAGUACAAAGAAAUAGUGGAGGAGAAAGACUUAAAAGAGAGAGACGAGCUGAGCCGUAAGCUGACCCGAGCGGAGAUCGACAUGGAGGAGAAGGAUGUCAAAAUUAAGGAACUUCAACGGCACCUCGAAGUGCUCAAGAAAAAUCAUCGUCAUGAGCUGGGCAUUGAGGCUGCCAGGUUGAAGGAAAUGAAGAGGCAAGUGGAUGACAUGGAGGAACAGAACGGAAAGCUGUCCACACAACUCAAGGAGAAGGAAAAAGCUUUGGAGCAAACGAACAUCUACAGCAACCGGCCGACGAUGGACGACUCCCAAGCGGGUUCUCCCAUCCGAAGAACUAAGAAAAAAGCUUCCUCGAUGACAGACCUCACUCCGCGGGACAAGGCAAAGUUUUACGCUGAGAAACGAAGGGAAGAGCUCAGGAAACAGAAAGAGUUGAAGGCGGAGCAAGAUAGAAAGAAAAGGGAGAAAUGGGAGAAAGAGGAACGUGAAAGAGAGAAAAAUGCUGCCCCUCCAACCCCUCCUACUCCCACAACCCCUCCAGAAUUCUCCUUCAACAGUUUGGACAAAGGGCUUGAGGAGAAGGAAAGGGAAGACCGACGCCGGAGGGAAGAAGAGGAUAGAAAGUGGAGGGAGAGACAGGAAGAGGAGUCUCGUUUGAAGGAGGACCUGAAUAGGAAGAGAAGGGAUCUUGAACGGAGGCAGGAAGAAAACAGAAAGAGAGAAAUGGAGGAUCGAGUCAGGAGAGAUAAAGAAGAAAACGAAAGGGCGGAGAGGGAAAGAAAAAACAAGGAGGAAAAAGAAAAGAAAGAAAGAGAGGAGAGGGAACGUAGAGAAGAGCAGGAGAGAAAAGAGCAAUUGGAAAGAGAAAGAAGAGAGAAGGAAAAGUUAGAACAGGAGAGAAGGAUUGAGCAAGAAAGAAAGAAGUUGGAAAACGACCCAUCGAUACAAGAAGAACGCAGAAAGAAGGAUGAACUUUUGCGAAAACUGCAAGCCAUGGAUGAGCUGGGGAGUGCGGGGACAAAGCCAGAGCCACAAAACACGUCUCCCGUGAACCGCAGAAGCAAGGAGAACUCGAGGGGUGGGAGUAUUGGCGACGGCUAUGACAGCCCCAGCAGGCGCAGUGACCGCAAGGAGUACUCGUUCACCAAACCCAUCAACAACUUGCAUCAGGGAAAGCCGGCGCAUGAAGACGUGUCUGUGGGCUACAUCGACCGACAGAGGAACAGGCGGCAGGCAUCAAAGGAUGACGAUGAAGUAGGGGGCUACCAACCGUCGUUUGGACCAGCGAGAAGUGUUGCUUCGAAACCCACCGGUACCUCGAAGCCAAUGUCCAUUUUCGAUGACGAUGAGCCAAUGUUCAAACUGGAGAACAACAAUCUUGUCAACAAAACUACUGGCCCCGCAGCAAGGCCAGAGAAGAAAUCGACCAAUCUGUUGGAAAAUUUGUUUGGACCCCAGGCGACCAACAGCAAUAAGGAAAAUUCCAGUAAAAAGCUGGAAGAAAACGAAACGUUUUUCGUCACCAACCGCUCCCCGCCACCGCAAAACAACAAACGUGGUAAUGCCACCAUCUCGUCGUUCCCGUGGGACUCCUCGCCGAGCAAUACCAAGGUCAACGGCACCCACAAGACAUUUGCACCAGAGCGAAAUGGUUCUCAAACACUUUUCGGUGGAGGGGCAGCUCUCAUUGAAGACGACUUCUCUCCUGCGGGGAACAGGAUGAUGCCUAGACGGAGACAGCAGCAGAACAUCAACACGUUCUCCACCAAGCCCUCUGUGACAGCGGUGGAUAAUUUUGACGACGAGAUCGAGGAAGUGGUUUUAUGAGAACUUUCGCCGUCUUAGACUUGGAAGUUGUUGACAAAUAAAUGCACACUUGUGAUAGCUGUACAUAUCAAAAUACGACCAAAGGCAGACCCGUUGGUAUGUGACUCUGACAGGCGAGAAAACAUGAUAUUUUGUUGGGUGGUUGUUUAUUAUUUUGCAUACAGAUAUGGAUGUAUGAGUGGGUGUAUGUGCCCUUGUCACAUUUUUAUUUAUUCUAUUGGCUGUAUAAAAACCCUUGGUCCUUUUCUUCUUUGUUUAUUGUGAGGAUCAAGCCAGAAACAGGUAUUCAGUAAGAGGUUAGCUUCUACUGUUGUCAGUCGUUGAAGAGAGAGCUUGUGUAUACAAGCCAUGGAGAUUACCUUCUGCUCUUAUUUGCCAGUCUCAGAAAAGAAAGCCAUGGAGGCUAGUUUCUCCUGGUUUUUGUUAGUCUUAGAAGAGAGAGCCUGUGCAUACAAUCCAUGGAGGUUAGUUCUUGCUGUUAUUUGUCAGUCAUAGAAGAAAGAGCCUGUAUACAAGUCCUGCAGGUUAGUUCCUGCUGUUAUUUGUCAGUCUUAGAAGAGGUACACAAGCCAUGGAUAGAUUCCCUUCACAAGGUUGAUACCUCGUGAUGUGCAGGGUUUAUUUAGGGAAGUGAUGCGUCUAUGGUUUGUCAAGUAUUUCUUGUUUUCUUUUCUUGUCUUUUGGUGCCUAGUAAUACAUAGAGGGAAGCCACAGUACCUCUCUCUCUAUGUCUCUGCUGGCUGCUGUCUGUUCAGCCCUUUUACAGCUGUCAAUCUUCCACACAUUUAUUUCAUUAUGUUCCCAAGCAGUUAAUGAGGUCUUGUAUAUUUGAGGGCAUGACUUUUUUUUUUUUGGCUAAUAAAGGUUCAUAAACAACUUUUUAAAAAAAUAUUAAUGCAGCAGAAAAUGACACGAAAGGCAGUAGGUUAUAUGUCAGAAAUUUAAUUAGGCACACUUUCGUAAAAAUAAACCAAAAUGUUAUUUCGAUUAUCACAUUUGAUUUUCGGAAGUGUCAGUUUGUGAGUUUCUGCUUCUUGUAGUUCUAUUCUUUCUGUCUUUGUAGGACUUUUGCUAUCUCUUGUGAUUUCUGACAAGGUCUCUUGUUGUAGAAUACUUCACCAAACAUCGAGAAAUAUUUUCUCUCUGAGAAAGUCUGAGACGUUCCCGCAAGUGGAUAUUUUAGAGGAUGCAACAAUGUACGCAAACUUUUACUGUUAUCUUACUACUGUACCACAUGUUGUAUGUUGGCAUGAUGAAGGCGGAUAUUUUUACUUGAGUCUCUUAUGAUUAUGAACAAACAGUUAGUCCUUAAUAAAUACAGGGAACUUGAAGGCUGAGAGCAAAACAUGUGAAUGCAGUCCUCUAUUGUAUUGUAUUGAGUUGUGUUGUUUUGUUUUAUAUUGUAUUGUUUUUCAGACUGAAGCAUAAGCUCUGUGCCGUGACAGUAACAAUAAAGCGAGUUUGGCGUUGUAAUUUUAAAAACCUCGUUGUAUCAGCCAGUUUGUUAUUGAUCUGAUUUUUUAAGAGAAGAAGCUUAGAAGAUCUAGCCAAAAUAUUUGAAAAAUAGCAGUGGUGCAAAAAAUUGAGUGUGCAGGGCAAUUUUAAGGUCAGUAUAGUUGUUGAAUUUUUGUUCGUUUCACGAGAUAGACAUGCAGAUGUUGUGAACUGUUUGUCGUUUCUUUUCUGUUUCUCAGCAUAAGCCGUUUUCUGAGCAAACGUUUCCUGGUCAGGAUGGCACUGAGGAAAAGAAAAUAUCUCUCUCGUGAAACUAAACUACAUCGAUGUUAUGAGGGAAGUUGAAAAGGGGGCUCAGAAAUAAAGUCAGGAACUGUUAUGAACUGAGCAUUGCAGACUGAUACAACCUGGAUAGAAGUUUCUUGAGAAAUAGACAUCUUAAAUUUUCACGUUUGUCUGACCAUUUUCACUUAGACUACUUGCGAGUGGAUUCAUGGUAGCUGACCUUUGAACCCAACAAAUUCGUUGGAUGCAAGGUUCACUGUGUUUUCACUGUAUGUUUUUGUUACAUGAAGAGAGGCAUGUAUAAACAGUUGGAAAUUUUACUCAUCGUCAUUAUCACUGAAUAUGCUUCAAACACAGAGAAAUAUACAAUGUAGCUGUUUUUGAGUCAUUUCACUCAGCGUGUGGAGUCAAGAACACAGUAUAUUUAUUUCUCCAUUCCUCUAGGGAUGUGAGUACAUUAUUCACAUGUUAUAAUAAAAGGGCUCACAGCCAAUAAAGUUCAACUCAAUACUUAUGUCACAAAGUACCAUUCCAGAUUUAUUAAAAAAAACAAUUUUUAAAAUGAUUUCCUUGCAAUAUUGUAGUUUUUAAAAUCAUAACUUUAUUCGAUUUUAUAGGAAAAAUAAUCUUAUUUUUUAAAUUGUAUUUUUACUGUUUUUAAAUGUAGGCUAUAUGAAGAUGUAUGGACAAUUGUAGUCACUUCUUGGUGAAAAAUGUUAUAUGAGGAAAGAAUCAAGAGUCUUGAGCAAUUCAUAAGAUACAGUAAAUGAAAUAUAAACUGUGGAUGUUUUGUUUGCUGAACAUUUGUAUUGUGUGGUAUGAUUUGGAAUUAAAAUUGAUAUAUUUUUAUUCAAAAUUCAUCACGGAAAAGCACAGGAUUUCAUAAUUAAGUAGCGUAUAUAUAUAUAUAUAUAUAUAUAUAUAAAUAAAUAUAUAUGUUUUUGGUGCUAUACUAUAAUUGUUUUAAACGUUUCCAGCGCGCAGGGUUGUCCUUAACACUGAGCUUGGCCAGGUUAUAAGUUAUAGCUGUCCCUGUCACUUAACUUUGUGAAUUGUCUCCACCAAUAUUUGUCUUUUCACAGGUUUCGAUUGUUAUGUGGUAUAUUUGUGUUUUCACAAGUUUCGAAUGUUGUGUGAUAUUUAGUGUCAUAACGUACAGUGAUUGUCCAGCUUUUUCUUUUGUCUUAUGUGUGGCAGCUGCUUUCGAUAAAACCUGAAGGGAUAUUGAAGAAGUAUUUAUAUUUUUUCUUAUAUCUGGGUCCUGAUAAACAAAAAGGCUAAGUUAGUUAGAUUUAUGCUGUGUUUUACUGUAUUAUUAUGUCAAAGUUUAGACUCCUCUAAAACUAUCGGAUAGAGAUUUAAAGUAGUUUGAAAAGCCAGAGUUUAGAAUUUUCAAGAUCCGGACUUGAACCCAGGAAAGUGAUAUUCUGAAGCUGGUACUCUACUAUUUCACUAGACAGUCUCCCACCUUCUCAGCGUGUGUGGUACUGUAUUUAUAUUAAUAUUAUCACUCUUACCUCCAUGUUUGGGAACUGUGCGGACAAGACUCAGGGUUCUAGACCUUGACCUUGGCUGAUUGCUCUAUGCUGACCUCGAUUUGUGUUCUCACUGGGUGUAAAUACAACAAGGCUCGAACCCGCAUCCUUUGUUCUUGUCUCUUCUUAUUCUUGCAGUGUGCAUGUACUUUGCUGUGUACAAUGAAGUCCCUCUCAAACUGAACAUUGUUAACCCGAAAACGGCAGUAAACUGAAAGAAAAUAAAACUCCUUAUUUUACGAUACAUAUACAUUCAUUAUGUAUUUAAAAAUCUACAUGCAGCACAUACAUUGAUGGAAAAACAAGGAUGAAGGAUACAUGUUCUUGCGUACAGGGGAACCGUCUUGACCAGUAAACUGUUGCUGCACUUCUAUCGUUGAUAUACUGCGCUCUGAAAUAUUAUUUCAUUUAGAAGUAGAAGGCUGACCAUAAUUUAGUAAGUCUAUUGCAUGCCUGAUAACACCAGAAA
This is a messenger RNA of Aplysia californica (California sea hare), 6124 nucleotides long. RefSeq names its product lebercilin. The record is from RefSeq and is a predicted model, not a curated record. Lineage: Eukaryota; Metazoa; Mollusca; Gastropoda; Aplysiida; Aplysiidae. Gene Ontology annotation, cellular component: axoneme. Gene Ontology annotation, biological process: intraciliary transport.